Messenger RNA from Xenopus laevis (African clawed frog), 2408 nucleotides. It is a transcript of the gene dcun1d5.S, whose product is annotated as DCN1, defective in cullin neddylation 1, domain containing 5 S homeolog. Gene Ontology annotation, cellular component: ubiquitin ligase complex; nucleus; spindle. The record is from RefSeq and is a predicted model, not a curated record. The transcript is spliced from 10 exons. Gene Ontology annotation, molecular function: cullin family protein binding; ubiquitin-like protein binding; ubiquitin conjugating enzyme binding. Gene Ontology annotation, biological process: protein neddylation. NCBI's taxonomy places the organism in Eukaryota, Metazoa, Chordata, Amphibia, Anura, Pipidae. The coding region runs from base 272 to 970 and encodes 232 amino acids.
AGUCGCGCUGCGUGACGUCAUCAGCGCGCACCGAGAACGCCAGCCCAAGCGACGUUCUCACCCUUGGCCGGGCAGUGAUUCAGUGCGCUCCUGCUUAGGCUGCAACAGCUUCUGGACCAGAGAGGGCACCUCAGCAGUUAAUCCGAAUCUCCUUUUUGGGUUUGUAUCCGCACAACUGUACACUGAUGGAAGAUUGGAGUUGUCCACAUCAUGGCACAUGCUGAAGCUGUGACUGAUCUCCGUUAUACUGAAUUCUUCUCCCUCUGAUAAAAUGCCUGUGAAGAAAAAGAGAAAAUCCUCCGCCUCUGAAGAAAUGAACCUGAAAAAAUGUAGAAUAUCUAGUUAUUGCAGAUCACAAGCACCAAGUAAAAUUAUAAAUGGGGAGGACCUGUUCUCUAGCAAAAAGUGCCUGGCCUGGUUUUAUGAAUAUGCAGGUCCUGAUGAAAUUGUUGGGCCUGAAGCGAUGGAAAAAUUCUGUGAAGAUAUUGGUGUUGAACCAGAAAAUAUAAUUAUGUUGGUUCUAGCCUGGAAAUUAGAGGCAGAAAAUAUGGGCUUUUUUACCAAGGAGGAAUGGCUUAAAGGAAUGACCUCUUUACAAUCUGACUGUACAGAGAAGCUGCAGAAUAAAUUUGAUUUCCUACGCGCUCAACUGAAUGAUAUCACAGCUUUUAAGAAUAUUUACAGAUACGCAUUUGAUUUUGCAAGGGACAAGGACCAGCGAAGUCUGGAUAUCGACACUGCAAAGUCCAUGUUGGCUCUCUUGUUAGGAAGGACGUGGCCGCUCUUCUCCGUGUUCUAUCAGUAUUUGGAGCAAUCAAAGUACAGAGUCAUGAACAAAGACCAGUGGUACAAUGUGUUAGAAUUCAGCAGGACUGUGCAUGCAGAUCUUAGCAACUAUGAUGAAGAUGGCGCAUGGCCCGUUCUCCUUGAUGAAUUUGUUGAGUGGCAAAAGGUCCGUCAGUCAUUAUAGCGAUGAUCUUUCACAGGGAAAUUGCGACAAUGCCCUCCAGGUCAUUAAAAUGAGAAGUUUUUGAAGAAAGCUCUUCCAUCCUUGCCAAAGGCGUCUCCUUUUUUUUUUUUUCCUCCUCCCUUUCUUUUCCUUUAUUUUUAAGGAACUGAUGUUUUUGUCGUUACGCGCAAUAUUGCCAGUUACAUACGUCGGACUGAACAGCGGAGUCGCCCUUUGGAUAAAAACUGAUGACGUUUACACAUGAAGAGUACAAAGGAAUGGUUUAGAACUGUGGCUUAUUUAAUGAAGAUAUUGUUUAUUUUAGGUGUUUAUGAAAAGAAAUAGAAAUGAUCAGUUUGUUCCAGUACUUUAAGCCAGUGCUUUUCACGCUUGACCAGUUCAAAGUCUUUACUGUUUUUUGUUUUUGUUUUUUUCAGGGAAGCGAUCUGUCUUUAAUUUAAUAUUAACCCUAAUGUGCUACACAAAGAAUCUUAGAUUCUCGUGUUGUGUCAAAAUAAAGAGAAAAAAACGUUGCACCAAAUCUAGUACCGACAGCAACAAAUCAGAUGCUAGUGACCGCUACCUCCAGAUUGGUUGCUAUGGACUACUAGACCUGGGGCAAGCUAGACCUUGAAGUUAGAUUUCAGCUGCACAUGACUGAAAUGAGACAUAUUUGACUUUUUUUGGUUUUCUUUCUUGAUGUUCGAAUAGUUCCAUCGCGUCCUCUGCGCAUGUACAAGCGGAUCUUAUCCAGCGCUACAGGGAAAGUGCAUGCGGGGCACCUCCCGCCAGUGAUGGGAGUUCAGGUCCGUGCAUAGAAUUUGUAACAACAUGGGUCAUUUUUGUACAUUCGCUUUGGGCUUGCAAAGAGGAAAAAAAAAAAACACACACACACACACACAAAGAUCUUUUUGAUAUCCAGCAUUUCUAGCUCUUUAUUUAUGAUGGUAUUUUCUGGUCAGCACCAUUUUUCUGAUUGUUUUUAUCCACGUGGUUUUUUUUUUUUUUUUUUUUUUUAUUUCACUUCCAAUUAAAAAAAAAAUGUAUAUAUUAUGAUAUUGUUUCCCCAAAACCCAACCCAUUUUGGAAGGCCAACCAUAACCCCCGCCUUUUUUUUUUAUUAUUAUUAUUUUCACCAAAAAUAACUUGUUUCAGAGAACGGGAGAAUGAAACCCCUGCUUUGCUGCCACGUGAGAGCCGUUUGCCACGUGAGAUCUUCUCGUAUUUAUGUACUUAAACGUUAAAAAACAAAACAAAAGCAUGUCUUUGAGCCUCCUGUGAAGUAGGAAAAGACAUAGAUCUUUCAUUACAGCAGUAUUCCUCCCGUAACCAGAAAAAGGCUUCACAAACCCCAAACACCCUCCGCACUUUUCGUUUUCCGAUACCAACAGACAUUUGGUAUUAAAGCUGCGAGUAUAGAUGUGUUUACUACAUCUGAAUAAAGGAUUAAUUAUCUGUG